AUGGAUAUAUAGUCCCAGUAUAAUUAGAGAAACUAAUUCCAACAUGGCUUAGUUUCCUAGUAUGGACUUUAUAACUAGCAAUCAAGACCAAUUAAUAAUGAAGAGAAUAAAAAGUUGAGAGAAGAUUUGAGUUAUUUAAAAAAUUUAGCUUAAGGAAUGAAGAAAAUCAAGGAGGCAUUGAUUUUAUUUUUAAACAGAGAUUAAAAGAAAACAUUAGAAACUUAAAAGCAAAAAAAGAGACAAUUAUAGUAGUUAGAAUCAAGCAGAUAAAAGGAAUAUAGUAUCUCAGAGGAGGAUUCAAUUGAAGAUUUGGAAUAACCAUCAGUUCAGUUAAUAAAUUAAGGUCUAAUGGGAAGACUAAAUUUCAGAACGCCAUAACAGCAGUAUAAGAGUAACAUGCUUAUAGCGACUUUACCAAUUACUAAACAAAUAUCAGACACACCUUAGUCUCACAAUAAGUUAUAAAUACAUAGGAUGCUUCCACCUAAACCCAGUAAUAUAAGUUAGUAAAGUAUUAAAAACAAAAGCUAUCAAAGUAAAAAGUCAAAUCUUAAACCUACUCCUUCAACAGCUGAUUCUAAAUUUUCAGGGAAUAAAAUGACGGACUCCCUUUUUAAGAAUUUUAGAUCUAAGUUGAAUUUUAACUUCAACUAGGAUAUAGCACACUAGGGACUGAAAUACAGUUUAGACAAGCAGAUAAAAACAUUAGUAAAAUAGAUUUAACACAAGAGAGAAACUAGUGUUAAUCAGCAUAUUCUAGGGACUAGCUUGAGUACUGGAAUUGAUACUUAUUAUAACAAGUCUAAUAUCUCUAUUUCAAAUCAUCAAAUCAACCCAAAGAUUUUAAUUAAUCAAGAGCCAUCUAACGAUGAUAGUCAUUAGAGAAACAUAACAAAUCCUAAAAGAAUGAGGUUUAGAAAAUCAAAAGUUUAGUCAAUGGGAUUACUACCAAGAGAUGCUAUUCUAUGA
Molecule: messenger RNA, 969 nt
Organism: Stylonychia lemnae
Lineage: Eukaryota; Ciliophora; Spirotrichea; Sporadotrichida; Oxytrichidae
Source: the annotation of a GenBank genome assembly